CUUCUCCCAUGCUGAGUCACAGGUAGCGCCUCAGAAAGCACGGACGAGCCACAUGCAGGGAAACUUGCACGUGUGGUUCUGGCCGGGGACCCCGGUAUACUGUACUAAUAUGUGUAGGUCCCCGUAAUUCGAGUGAGAUUGUCAUGGCGCAAAAGCAGAUAUGGUCUGGUAUUCCCUUGUUCCCUGUAUUGGUUAUGUUCCUCAUUUCUUGUCUAGCAGAAACUAAUCGAGCUCCGUUUGAUCUCCCAGAAGCGGAAGCUGAAUCAGUUGCAGGCUAUAAUGUAGAAUAUGCGCGGGAUGCGAUCCUUAAUAGUCCACUGUUGGCGGAAGCCAAUGUCCCGGGGUCCCGGGGACUCAUUCUGACUGAAACAAGGGGUGGGUCUUUACCAAUUUUGAAAAUAUUCGAUUUUAGGGAAGCCAAAAAACGUGAGCGCCUAGCACGAGCCUUAUUGAAUAUUGAAAAGGCCCCUUACUAUAGAUAAAGCCCCUGCAAUCAAACUCAAGGAAAGCCUUUUGACAACCUUACUAAUAGAAAGGGGAAAAAUGCGCUCAAACAACCUAUCUUACUAAUAAUAGGGUCGUUGUAAAGCUACAGCUCGAAAGCCGGCCUUACCUUCUAUUCUAUUAGUAAAGGGCUUUUCUUGCUUGUUUAGUAAAGUCACGCUUUUCAUUUUGAUAGGAGUAGGUGCUUUCUGGGGCAGGG
Molecule: messenger RNA, 703 nt
Organism: Hevea brasiliensis (rubber tree)
Lineage: Eukaryota; Viridiplantae; Streptophyta; Magnoliopsida; Malpighiales; Euphorbiaceae
Product: NADH-ubiquinone oxidoreductase chain 1-like
Exons: 1
Coding region: 144-482 (112 amino acids)
Biological process (GO): aerobic respiration
Cellular component (GO): membrane
Molecular function (GO): NADH dehydrogenase activity
Source: RefSeq, a predicted model, not a curated record